CUUUCUCUGCAUAGUGCAUAGUGCAUGUCGUUUCAGUUCCUUAAUCCUUUCUACUACAGCUCAGUAUUCUGCGUUUGCACGGUAUAGAAAUAGUAAAAGGGUGAGUACCACCCAAAUUAAUUUUUUGUGCUUUUAAGUUUAAAGUCUUCUCUGUAUUCUGAUUUUCUGAAUUAUUUUACUUUACAAGUGGAACUGUACACAGUACUCGCCUCUGUUUACUGUAUUUUGCUGCACCAUCCUUAUGCGAUCACAGCCGAUAUCCAGAAGUUUGUUUUUCUUUGAGGUCAAUGGCCAAUCAGUUUCUCGUCAGAUGAUGUUCUGAUGCUUAAACACUUCCUUCCGGUAGUCCUCUCGAUCGUAUUUCAAACGCCGGCCCGUCCAUUGUUCCCGCCCUUGGAAUUUAUGGCUGUAACUAACAUUUCGCUUAAAUCGUUUUGAGUAGAUCUACACCAGUCUUGCCUCGGAAAUUAACCUUUUUAAUUUUACAACUGAAUAGUACAAAUACGUACGUGCUGCAUUGUUAAUUUUUCAUCGUCCUAUCUAAAACGCACACGGCACACCACUGGGUGGAUGGAUCGAUAGUCCAGAGUUUCACAGCCUCACCAUUAAUACAGUUUCAUCAUCGCCCCACGGAUAAUGACCAGCGGCUCGCCUUUGUGACACGUUGCAGUUUACUAACCAAGUCAUUGAUCUUUUUGCGCACUGCAGUACAUCGUACCGGCAGGUACAUUGCACUGAGUCGACAAUGCCCAACGGAAAACAUUCGAGCCGGAACAUGCAUUUGGAGUUUUCUGAUGCAGUGGAGCGCAUUGCCCAAAUUGUCAGGGCAACUGGCGUGUCUUCAUUGUGUCAUGGAAAAUCCUUAGCAAAGUUCUUUAAAUUACUUGGCUCAAGAACAGUUCAACACAAAGCCAGGGUUAGCAUGCAUUACGCUUAUGCAGCUGUGGCUUGGAGCAGUCAGCGCAGCAAUGCUGCUGACUCUCGGUCGCUUAAAGAAGUAGUUUCUUCCUUUCACGAUCCUGCUGUGGAGUUUCAGGACGUGCACAAAGCUUUUUCUAAGAUUUGUACGUUCGAUCGUAAAACAGCCAAGGAAAACGUUCAACCAAACGUCGAGCACCACCGCCCGCGUGCGAAGGACGUUGCCAAUAGGCUUUGUGUCACUUUGAAUUUGCCGAAAAACCUUCGCGACAAGGUUGUCAGUUUUCUGGGUAGCAUUGAGAAUGACAUCGGAACUUUCCUUGGGGGACGUCAAUCGGACUCUCUGGCUGCCGGCACCGUUUGGGUCGCGAAGGAACAGAUGGAACUCAACCUGGAAGGCGGAUUGGGCCAACUUGCCAAGAUGACCUUAGUCUCGUCACAAGCCAUCUUAACGGUCACCAAGGACCUUGCGGGAUACCCCGGCUUCACCCAGUUGUUUUCCCCGGAAAUUAAAACGGAACCAAUGGAGACUAUUCAACAACUUCAGUUCGAGUGGAAAACAGAACCGGAAUUCAAGAUUGAAUGGACGGAUUUCUGACCUUUUGGAUUCGUAGAUGAUGGAUCGCUGUUCUAAAUACGGUAGAUUGCCGGCCCAGAGGCGUUCAGCUUCAGUACAGCAGAUUCCGAGCGAGAAGAAAAAAAUUUCAUCUUCGAUUUGCGUAAACAAAUUAAAUUAAAAAAAUACAAACAUUAUAAAAUAAAAAAAAGGAAAACCAAAAAUUGCUUGCAGUCCAAUAAAGAUGUUCUGAAAACGGGAAAGAUAAAAGGUUUUUAAAAAAGAUAAAUUGGGAAAAAAAUUGGUCCGGUAAAAUUUUUGUGUAACCGCUUGACGUCCUUGUUACCUUACUUUAAACGUAUUAAUUAGUCGUCUGUUACUCACUUUGCUUAGUUUUGAAAUCCUAACAUUUCGGUGUCAAGUCGGUGUUGACUAAUUACUGAUUGUUGUUCGUUGGAACUGUUUAAUGCACUUUGUUACUGUAAACACGUAAUACCGUGUUAAAUAUUGUUACGAUAUUACUUAUGUUUUGUUUGGCUUGCACAUCACAUUGCCACUUUUUUUAGCGAAUCUCGAUGUUAAUUAAUUUUGACAAUACUAAUAUCUGUGGCACAUAGUUUCUUGUUUUUUGCUGCUGUGGUGCAUACUUCUAUUGAUGCUUCAGGUGCAUAAUUAUUACUACGGUGUUUGGCACUGUCCUGUUAAUUCGACCUCUACUCAUGUGUGCCGAUUUUGGUUUAUGAAUACCGCUUGUAUUAGUUUGUGUUUCCGUUUUUUUGUA
Paramacrobiotus metropolitanus is the source of this 2255-nucleotide messenger RNA. RefSeq lists its product as uncharacterized. The coding region runs from base 746 to 1516 and encodes 256 amino acids. The transcript is spliced from 2 exons. NCBI's taxonomy places the organism in Eukaryota, Metazoa, Tardigrada, Eutardigrada, Parachela, Macrobiotidae. The record is from RefSeq and is a predicted model, not a curated record.